CCAAGAUGGCGGCGCCCAAAGCGAAGAUUUCAUCAAAGGUAGAAGACACRAAUGUAACAUAUGAAGACCAGCAAAGCAUCAACACCUUUGCACGUAAAAACACUAGACUUCAAGACCUAAAGGCUGAUAUUCAAGCUAAAAAGAAAGAACUUCAAAACCUGGAAGAUGCUGGUGAUGAGCUGUUGAUGUUAGAUGAUGAAAAUGCUCUUAUACCAUACAAAAUUGGUGAGGUAUUUGUUAAUUUAUCAUCAGAAGAAGUACAAGAUUAUUUAGAAAAAUCUAAGUUAAAAUUACAAGGAGAAAUGAAGAUCAGCGAGGAACAGGCAGUUGAAAUCCAAGGAAUACUCAAUGAGCURAAAGUCAAACUUUAUGCAAAGUUUGGAAAAAAUAUUAAUCUUGAUGCUGAAGAUGAAUAACUUUGUUGGUAGGGAGUAGGUAUUAAUGGGGACUAUUAUCUUGUGUGGUUUCUUUAUUCAUCUGCUAUCAAUUUACUCCAUCCAGUAAAAAAAGUUAACCAGCUGUGAUUCAAGUAUUCAUUGUUUACAAAUGCAAUCAAUCCCAAUAGAGUCAAGAGACAAAGACAUGGUAGYGAUCUUGGUGGUAUUAGAGACCUUUAGAUCCGACGACGAGUACGAGAACGAGUAUGAGUACGAGUGUUUAACUUUUAAAGAGAGGCACUUAUCUUUUUGUAGUUGUGACCGUGUACGUAGAUUGAAACUUUAGAUUGUAAAAAAUCGGAAAUCGACUACGACUUAGUGUUAACCACGUGCACAGGACCAAUUUUAAAACUUGUACUCAUACUCGAUCUCAUACUCAAUCUUGUACUCGUCGUCAUAUCUAAAGGUCACUAUUAAUUAAGRAUGCUAAUGAGAAAUCAAUUGUUUAAUACCACCAACAUUGCAYUAAUGAUGUAACAUGCAAACGAAUUUUGUAACUCUAAAUAGUCUUUAUAGUAUUUGUUUUUUGAAAAUCCAGUUGAGGACUUCAGGUAAAAGAAUCAAGGAUAAUCGUGGGGUUCCCAACAAAUAUUUAUACCUCUCCCAUAAACAGAUAUGGUAAAAGGCCAAAAUGCAUGUUGGAAUUGCAGGAGGCAACCUAUAGUUUGUUACAAAAAAUGUUGCUGUGUGUGUGAUACUCCUUUAAAUUUUUUACCAGAAAUUAACAAUUAUUCGUCUAAAUUGAAGUGAUUGUCAGGGAAUAUUUACUGAGACGCAAGCGAGCGGCGAGGUAAAUAUUUCCUGAUAUUCACUUCGCUUUCAGCAAAUAAUUAUCUUAGUAUUCUUAACACAAGUGAAUUUAAUAAAUAGUGAAGAGAGAGGUUUUUGUGGUUCAAAUUCUAUUUGUCUCUGCAAGCAGCACAGAUUGAACAACGAGUGUGCGCGUGCACACAUUACAUUCACCUGUAGGUGAAUAUAGCAGCAGAAGAAGUGAUUUGUGACCAAUGAGUGUGCAGGAUUUGUUAUAUUCAUUUGUGUCAAAAUACUUAAGAUGCAUAUUAUGAUGUUUACUCAGUCAGACUGCGAGCCUUGCUUUCCACCCUAUACUCAAUAUUCCAGUUUUGAAUGGUCCCCUUCAUGGUUCCUUGCGCCAUCUUGAAAGGUGGCCGUGCCUUUGCAUCGAAGCGAGACAAACGGUGAGCUUGCAAUGAUAGAGACCUAAUUUUUUAACAGCUUGGACAAUUAUUCACAGGUCUCUAUCACUGCAACCUCACCGUUCGUCUCGCUUUGAUGCAAAGGCACGGCUACCUUUCAAGAUGGCGCAGGGAACUGUGAAGGGGACUAUUAUCUGUCGCUCAGCCUUAUCCUUGAUGGCAUGUGAAGUAUUUGUGUUCUUGACCUGUGGGAUUGUGAUAUUUUCAAAGUGUUUGUAUGGUUUAAGUUAUGCAUUCUUUAUUUUUUUUAAUGCUUGUGUAUAUUUUGACACCUAAUUGAGGCUAACUCUGAGUGAAUAAGUAUGUAAUCAAAGAACAUGACAGUAUUUUAUGAACUCAAAAAUGGUUAAUUCUAUGAAGAAUACAGGGGUGGAUCCAGGGGAGGGGUGCAAGGGGUGCACACCCCUCCCUGGUUCCACUUUGUGCCCCUACUUCGAAGAUAACCAAUACUGUUUUUUCCCUUUGAUUCUAAGGGUGCACCCCUCGCGGGGUUAACUUUGUGCGCAGCACCCCUCCCUGAACRAAAUCCUGGAUCCGCCCCUGGAAUAAAUAACUGCUAAGAUAUCUCUCCUCACCCUAUUUCUUAGAAAUUUUAGCCUCUGAUAAACAAGGUGCUACUACAGUAUUAUUGAUUUUUGUACAAUUUUUGUUAUGUAGAUAAAUAUUUUUUUCCAGAUUUUAAUGUAGUGAAGUGAAUAGGGAAGUGAUACAAAAUAAACUAGGAAAUUGUCA
Messenger RNA from Actinia tenebrosa (Australian red waratah sea anemone), 2383 nucleotides. Its product is annotated as prefoldin subunit 4. The record is from RefSeq and is a predicted model, not a curated record. Lineage: Eukaryota; Metazoa; Cnidaria; Anthozoa; Actiniaria; Actiniidae. Gene Ontology annotation, biological process: protein folding. Gene Ontology annotation, cellular component: prefoldin complex; cytoplasm.